Molecule: messenger RNA, 2919 nt
Organism: Camelus dromedarius (Arabian camel)
Lineage: Eukaryota; Metazoa; Chordata; Mammalia; Artiodactyla; Camelidae
Gene: FGA
Product: fibrinogen alpha chain
Exons: 6
Coding region: 68-2713 (881 amino acids)
Biological process (GO): positive regulation of ERK1 and ERK2 cascade; platelet aggregation; blood coagulation, common pathway
Cellular component (GO): fibrinogen complex
Molecular function (GO): extracellular matrix structural constituent; signaling receptor binding
Source: RefSeq, a predicted model, not a curated record
GAGUGGAGCAGUCCUCCUUUCUUUCAGCUGGAGUGCUCCUCUGGAGCCAGCCCCACCCUCGGCAAAGAUGUUUUCCGUGAGGAUCUUCUGCCUGGUCCUGAGUGUGGUGGGCACAGUUCAGACUACAGAUCCUGAUGCUGAUGAAGGUGAAUUUCUGGCUGAAGGAGGAGGUGUGCGUGGCCCAAGACUCGUGGAAAGACCCCAAUCUGUCUGCAAAGAGACGGACUGGCCCUUCUGUUCUGAUGAAGACUGGAACUCCAAAUGUCCUUCCGGCUGCAGGAUGAAGGGGCUGAUUGAUGAAGUCAAUCAAGACUUUACAAACAGAAUAAACAAACUGAAAAACUCACUCUUUGAUUAUCAGAAGAACAAUAAGGACGCUAACACACUGACCCGGGACAUCAUGGACCUUCUGAGAGGCGAUUUCGCCAAAGACAACAACAAUGAUAAUACGUACAGCCAAGUGUCAGAAGAUCUGAGAAGCAAAAUUGAGAUCCUGAAGCGCAAAGUCAUAGAACAAGUACAGCAUAUCCACCUUCUACAGAAAAAUGUCAGGGAUCAGCUGAUAGAUAUGAAACGACUGGAGGUGGACAUUGAUAUUAAGAUCCGAUCUUGCAAAGGGUCAUGCAGUAGGGUUUUAGAACAUAAGGUAGAUCUGAAGGACUAUGAAGAUCAGCAGAAGCAACUCGAACAGGUUAUUGGCAUAAACUUACUUCCCUCUAGAGACAGGCAAUACUUACCACUGAUAAAAAUGAACCCAGUUCCAAACUUGAUUCCUGGAAAUUUCAAGAGCCAACUUCAGGAGGCCCCUCCAGAGUGGAAGGCACUAAUGGAAACACGGCAGCUAAAAAUGGUGUUAGAGAGGUCUGGUGGAGCUGGGCAUGCCAGAGGGGACUCUGUACCUCAUGGAGCAGGAUCAGUACCAGAAAGCCCCAGGAAGCCUGGAACUGGCAGUGCUGGAAGUGUGAGCCCUGGGAGCUAUGGACCCGGAAGUGCCGGCGCUUGGACCCAUGGAAGUCCUGAGCCCGGAAGUGCCGGCGCUUGGACCCAUGGAAGUCCUGAGCCCGGAAGUGCCGGCGCUUGGACCCAUGGAAGUCCUGAGCCCGGAAGUGCCGGCGCUUGGACCCAUGGAAGUCCUCAGCCCGGAAGUGCCGGCGCUUGGACCCAUGGAAGUCCUCAGCCCGGAAGUGCCGGCGCUUGGACCCAUGGAAGUCCUGAGCCCGGAAGUGCCGGCGCUUGGACCCAUGGAAGUCCUCAGCCCGGAAGUGCCGGCGCUUGGACCCAUGGAAGUUCUGGGUCUCCUAGUUUUAGGCCAGAUAGCUCAGGACAUGGGCACACCAAGCCUUUCAACCCAGACUGGGGCACAUUUAAAGAGGUGUCAGGAAGUGUAAGUCCAGGGACAAAGAAAGAAUUCCACACAGGUAAACUGGUCACUUCUAAAGGAGAUAAAGAGCUUCUGAUUAGUAAUGAGAAGGUCGCCUCUGGUCACACAACCACCACUCGCCGUUCAUGUUCCAGAAUCGUUACAAAGACUGUUACAAACGCCGAUGGUCGCACAGAAACCGUCAAAGAAGUGAUAAACUCCGAAGACGGUUCUGACUGUGGUGACACAAGUUUAGACUUGCACCAUGCUUUUCCUAGCAGGGGUAGCCUAGAUGAGUUCUUUCAUAGGCGCACUGAUGAAGCGGCCUCAACUAGAGAUACGUUCCCGGAUUUCUUCAGCCCUGUGUUAAAAGAGAUGGGCAGUAAGAUAGGCUCAGAAUUUGCCACUUCAGGCUUAGUAGACACCAGCUCUCACCACCCUGGUGUACCUGACUCGUCCUCCAGUGGUAAAACUUCAAGUCGCAAACAAUUCGUUACCAGUAGCAUGACUAUCAACAGAGGAGGCUCCACAACUGAAAGCAAGAGCUUUAAAAUGGUAGAUGAGGCAGAAAGUGAAGAGGAUCUUGACUUCAAAGGAGCACACGCCAGCAAGAGAGUCCUUGCUAAACCUCGCUUUGGCAGAGACUGUGAUGAUGUCCUUCAAACACAUCCUUCAGGUGCCCAAAGUGGCAUUUUCAAUAUCCAGCUACCGGGAUCCAGUAAGAUUUUUUCUGUUUAUUGCGAUCAAGAGACCGGUUUGGGAGGAUGGCUUUUGAUCCAGCAAAGAAUGGAUGGAUCAUUGAAUUUUAACCGGACCUGGCAAGACUACAAGAGAGGUUUCGGCAGCCUGAAUGACAAGGGAGAAGGAGAAUUCUGGCUAGGCAACGAAUACCUCCACUUAUUAACCCUGAAGGGCUCCACCCUUCGGGUUGAAUUGGAAGACUGGGCUGGGAACACGGCUUAUGCAGAGUAUCACUUGAGGGUAGGCUCUGAGGCAGAAGGCUAUGCCUUGCAGGUCUCCUCCUAUGAGGGCACAGCAGGUGAUGCUCUGAUUGAGGGCUCGGUAGAGGAAGGGACAGAGUACACGUCUCAUGCCCACAUGCAGUUCAGCACCUUCGACAGGGACGCAGACAAGUGGGAAGAGAACUGUGCGGAAGUCUACGGAGGAGGCUGGUGGUACAACAACUGCCAAGCGGCCAAUCUCAAUGGCAUCUACUACCAUGGGGGCUCCUAUGACCCCAGAAACAACAGUCCCUAUGAGAUUGAGAAUGGGGUGGUCUGGGUGCCCUUCAGAGGUGAGGAUUAUUCCCUCAGGGCCGUUCGCAUGAAACUCCGGCCACUGGUGACGCAAUAGGCUGAAGGAGUGGAAGUGAGAGCGUUCUGUUUUCUUUGUUUAGUGAAGUGAGGGGAAAAUAAGGACAAGAUAGGAGUUGAGAUUCUUUACAACCUACUAAAAAAUGCCCAGGUGCUAUUUUAUUAUUCUUUGUACUGUAGCUAAAUGUAACUGAGACAUACUAGUGCUUAAAACAAUAAAGUCAUGUGAGUUUUUCAUCUUUAAAA